Messenger RNA from Cyprinodon variegatus (sheepshead minnow), 4756 nucleotides. RefSeq names its product solute carrier family 45 member 4-like. The transcript is spliced from 13 exons. Gene Ontology annotation, cellular component: membrane. Gene Ontology annotation, molecular function: sucrose:proton symporter activity. NCBI's taxonomy places the organism in Eukaryota, Metazoa, Chordata, Actinopteri, Cyprinodontiformes, Cyprinodontidae. The record is from RefSeq and is a predicted model, not a curated record. Gene Ontology annotation, biological process: transmembrane transport. Bases 549 to 2948 code for a protein of 799 amino acids.
GGAGCGCGUGUGCCAUACAGUCGCUGGUGAAGGUUAGCCCGGAACGCUAGCCCCAUUUUGACGUUUUUAUGGGGACAUUUCCCGUGAAAUUUUCAAAGUCCGGAAACAGCUCCGUGUCAGCAGAGAUAUGAGUUGUCUAGUCACCUACUGAUUCCAGUCCAGCUGCAUCUGCACAAAUACCCCUUCAAUUAUUUGCUUGGUUUCUACAGACAAAACAUCUGAAAAUUAAAAGAUGGCAACAUCUUUACAAGUGUUUUUGUUUUUUUGAAAAAGCCUUUUGGAUCCCUACCACUUUUAGAUCACCAUCAGAACCAUCCUUGCUAACUUAUCCCAUUCUAAUUUUUAUUUUCCACUUAUUUAGCUGAUCUGCCAUUUAAAAAUAAAAUGCAUCUACUCCAAUCAAUGACCCAAGAUGAAUGUUAUGGACCAUUUUUUAAAUUUGAAUUUCUCUUGCUUCAAUAUACAUUAGUGGAGCUUGUUUAGGGGGGAUUUGCUAAAAGUUGUUAAACAAACUCACCAGAAAUAAUUCCAAUAAAGUCCAGCCAGAAAUGGAAGAAGCUGAGGAAAGUAAGGCCCUGGACCUGCCUGACAAAAUAAAUGCCAGCAAUGUCGGGGAAGAUGAAAAUAGUGAGGAUGAAGAGGGCAGAACAGAUCCGAUCCCCUGGUAUCGCUGGGUGAUGCAUGCAGCUGUGAUGUUUGGACGUGAGUUUUGCUAUGCCAUGGAAACUGCUCUAGUGACGCCAGUGCUUCUACAGAUAGGUCUUCCUGAGAAGUAUUAUAGUUUAACCUGGUUUCUCAGUCCCAUCCUGGGUCUCAUCUUCACUCCACUGAUUGGCUCAGCCAGUGACGGCUGCACUUUGCGAUGGGGCCGGAGGAGACCAUUCAUUCUAGCUCUCUGCACAGGAGUGCUCCUCGGUGUGGCACUAUUUCUAAACGGAGCGGUAAUUGGCCUUUCUAUUGGUGACACACCAAACCAGCAGCAUAUUGGUAUCGUCCUCACUGUUCUUGGUGUUGUGGUGCUGGAUUUCUGUGCUGAUGCUGCUGAGGGACCAAUCACAGCUUACCUUCUUGACGUUGCUGAUACUGAUGAGCAAGACAUGGCUUUGAAUAUACAUGGCCUCUGUGCUGGACUUGGUGGGGCUGUUGGCUACAUGUUGGGAGGCCUCGACUGGACGGGCACAGCUCUGGGUAGAGCAUUCAAAUCACAAGAACAAGUCCUCUUCAUGUUUGCAGCGGUUAUCUUCAUUAUUUCUGUCACACUGCAUAUGUUCAGUAUCCCUGAGAGGACCAAUGCUUUAUCCAGGCAUGGGGUAGAAUCCUCCAGUCAGUGGUCUUUAAAACUGCUUGGCCACACACAGACUUCUCUCGCGGCAAUUGAAGAGGAGAACGCUUUUGGACCAGCCUCCUCCAAAGCAGAGAAAGAGUUGCAUCCUGAGGGAGGGGAAAUGGAUUUCCUAGCCGUGGACAGAGUUCGAAGUAAAAGUGAUUCAGUUCUCGCCAUGCCAGAUGCUACAAUCGAGUUGGACUCGGACCUUCACCUAGACAGACAAGUUUUCUUGACUGAGACGAAUUUCUUACCAAAUGAUCUGGACAAUGCCUUCAAGCCGUCAGAAAACAGGGUGGAAGCGUCAUCUCCUCCUGAAGACCCCACAGAUGGGGUGGUUGUCGUAGAGUCUGAGAAUACAGAUGGGCCUCAGAUAAAGGAUCCAGCAAAUGGUCAGCCUUCUAUCCCUCAGAUCAGUUCAGCGUCAGAGAAUACACAUAAUGAUAGCGCUGCUAAUGGCAUUAAUGCUGCAUUCUAUUCCUCUCGUGCCUCAAACGCUGUUAAAGAUCACUCCUCCACCAAACCAGUGAACCGUACUGCCCAUACUGCAGUUCCCUCACGGCCUCUUCGACCAACUUUCUAUAGACAGCCCUCCUUUACCUUUUCAUACUACGGUCGAGUGGGAACACAACGCUGUAAACUGCGACGCACAAGACCUGCAAGCCCUCGGCCAAUCACCACCUCCCGCAGCUUGACAGAUCUACGGAAUAUCCGGCAGCACAUGUUCAAAAAAAAGAGGCUGCCAUCUGUUAGCAGUCUUUCUUCUGAGGGCUCAAGCAGUGACGAGGAAACUGAGAGGGGCACAACUGUACGACUGCUUUGGCUCUCCAUGUUCAAGAUGCCAAAGCAGCUCUGGAGACUAUGUGUAUGCCACCUCUUUACAUGGUUCUCCAUUAUAGCUGAAUCUGUAUUUUACACUGAUUUCAUGGGUCAGGUCAUUUACAGUGGAGACCCUCAGGCACCAGCCAAUUCCACAGAGCUACUAAAUUAUCACAGGGGAGUACAGAUGGGGUGCUGGGGGCUGGUGGUGUAUGCUGCUACUGCUGCUGUCUGCUCUGGAAUUCUUCAAAAGUCUCUGGAUAAUUUUGAUCUGAGUAUUAGGGUCAUCUAUGUUGUGGGCACUCUUGGGUUUUCAAUAGGAACUGCAAUUAUGGCAAUCUUCCCUAAUGUUUAUGUUGCCAUGGUGAUGAUCAGUAGCAUGGGAAUCAUUUCCAUGAGUAUCUCUUACUGUCCCUAUGCUUUACUCGGACAGUACCAUGAAAUCAAAGAGUAUAUCAACCAUAGUCCAGCCAACACUCGAAGAGGCUUUGGUAUAGACUGUGCUAUAUUAACCUGCCAGGUUUAUAUCAGCCAGAUUUUGGUGGCAUCAGCUCUUGGAUCUGUGGUUGAGGCUUUCGACAGUGUUCGUGUCAUUCCAGUUGUGGCCUCUGGGGGCUCCUUCCUUGGCUUCCUCACUGCGUGUUUCCUUGUAAUUUAUCCCGACCCAGAGCCCGGCGGCUCUGAACAGGAUCAAGACUCUGAUGCUUUACCUGUAGAGGAGGAUCAGAACGUUGAAAGGACGAACAACCAGAGACUAGCUCUGCUCAACCUUACAGAUCACACCAGAGAAGCCUCUGCUGUCUAGGGGUAAAAAGAUGCACAAUGAUGGGUUUUACUCUACAACUAAAACACCUGUGUGCAUACAUAAAGCCUUCUGGACCAGCAAAGAAACCAAAAAAGAAAAAAAUUGCAUAGAAAUUACAUUCCAUCUAGUAAAAUGUUGGAGAUUGUAUAAUUAAGGGAAUGUAAACGCAGUGCCAGCUUAUCCUGCUCUGUUUGUGCAAACACUACCUCAACACUAAGAAAAAUCAUGUUAAGCUCAUCAGAUCACAACUAACCCCGUACAAAAAAAAAACAUUGUCAAGCUGUCAAACUAGUGAAACUAAUUUAGUUCAGACUUCUGGAAGCACAAAGCACUUUGUUUUUUUUAACAGUGCUGGCAUGAUAAUGGUGCCAAAUGUCACCAAUGUGUCACAUUUUACUUUUGCUGCUGCUACUGGACUAAGAAAUGGACAAUCAUAAUGUUGCAAAAAGGGUACUUUGUGCAACCCUGCAUAUUUUAAGAAGCAUUACAUAAUGUUAAUAUUUCUUUUCUAGAUCUAAUUAAUUGAAAUUUUAAACGUAUUUUUUCCUUUUUUUUCUUUUUUUUUUUUUUUACAAACACAAAAAUAAUGUUAUAAGGUACCAACCUCCUGAAGUAAACUUAGUUGCAAAAACGUUAUCCAAUUAAACAUAGGAGUUCUCUAUAAUUUUCAGUUGGUGUUCAUAGUGGUACACUGGAGUUUUCAGAAUUAUUAUAAUUUUUUUUUUAAUCAAAUGUUCUAAUUCAAGUUGAUCUCAGGGUGUUUUGUUAAGAAAAAAAAAAGAUGGACAUGCCUGCUUGUUUUUUUCAGAUCUUUUUGAUAGCAUGGCUCCUCUUGAAUGCUGAAAUUUUCAUAUCUGUAAACACUAUUUUUGAAGAUGAGCAAAAAAGGAUGUAUAGUUUUGGAGAUGAAUGUAUUAUAUUUGAGAAUUCCCUUGAACACCAAGUGACCUUUACCCUGCUGUAUAAACAGAUCAGCCGGUAGCUGUAAAUCUGUCCUGUUCAAGAGAAUUCACAAGGGAGUACAAAAAUAUGAGCAUACACAAAUGAGCAUACAAGUCAAGAGAAACAUGUUUUAACAGAAAGCAGCACAUUUAAUUUUUGAAGCAGGCUUUCACUCCCCAAAGUUCAUUUAACAGGUCUGUGAGCUUUAGAAAAAAGUUUUUAUAUGGUGUAAAUCCAGAAACUGUAUUUCUAAACACUAAAAGUUGUUUUACAGAGUUUGUUUAGUUCAGAAAUGUAAACUUCACACUUUGUGUCCUUUCAAAGAAUCUGUAUAUGUGCUAAAUGACAGUAAGGAGCAGUUUGCAUGGCUGAUAAUCUGAUAAUAAUCUGAUAAUCGCUCCAUUCAUGGCAACCCCAGAUCUAAUUCGCUGUUUAAGCAUUCAGUUAUUUUCUUUUGCUCUGAUGGUUUCUAUCAACAGUUCUCAAAGAAUCUUUGUCUACUUUUUAGAUGAGAUCAGGAUUAUGAAAGAAUAUCCAAUCAAAGAAAACAUUUUUUACAAAACCUUAAUUUUAUUUUAUUUUCCCCAAAAGAGGAAAAGAUAAAGGUUUGCUAAAUUGAGAUCUUUGAUUUAUUUUCAAUAAUUUGAGAAAACAGAAGAAUGUCUUAACUGCUGUUACUAAAGCUUUGGUUUAUCUACUAGUUUUGAUAAAGAUUUUUUUUUGUCAAACAUAUUUUUGUGCCAAACUUCUGUACUUGGGCUGUGUAUUGCAAUCUUUCCUUUUUGAGAUAUUUUGUAAUUUUUUUGACAAAUGAGCAUAUUGUGUGUUAAGUAAAACUGGUAAAACUGAUCUUUGCUUUUGAGUGC